AUGCAUUAGUUACUUUCCCCUGAUAAGAGUUGGCAGCACUGAUGAGCAGCGUUAGUAAAUAGUCUGCAUGGCCCUUUAAAGCCCAGGUCCUGCCUCCUGCUGUUCCUCAGUUCCUCUGGGACUCAGUUUACCUGUCCGCAGGUACAGGACGGAAACUUGUUUUUGGCCAGAGCAAUUAUGAGGCGAAUUCGGAUUUUUUCAGCCUUCAGAAAUCACUCACACAUCGGGAUAUAAGAAGCAGAAAAGUAGCUUUGUGCUGAAGCUCUUGGAUGAAGAGGAUGGCGGGAGGAGGGAGCGCGAGCUCCAUGAAGACGCAGCUGGUGAGCGCGAUUCAGCUGCAGGAGCUGGAGGAGGAGCGCGAGGACGAGCGCGAGGAGGAGCGCGAGGCUGCUGCUAAACCUGCUGCUAAACCUGUCGAGGAAGCCAAGGAUCAGAAAUGUUACAGCGUGGAGGAGGCUGUUGAAAGCAUUGGCUUUGGGCGCUUUCACAUUCUUCUCUUUGUUAUUAUGGGCAGUGCCAAUAUUGUAGAGGCGAUGGAGAUCAUGUUGUUGGCUGUGGUGUCUCCUGAGAUCCGAUGUGAGUGGCGUCUGGAGGAUUGGCAGGUGGCCCUGGUCUCCACGAUGGUGUUCCUGGGCUUCAUGGUAUGCGGGGUGCUGUGUGGAUAUGUGGCGGAUAAAUAUGGCCGCUGGAAGGUGGUGUUUGGGGGCUUCGUGUGGGCCGCAUAUUUCUCUGUGCUCACGUCAUUCGCGCCAUCCUACGGCUGGUUUAUUUUCCUGCGCAGCAUGGUGGGCUGUGGAGUAGCAGCCACGUCACAAGGGUUUGUUCUGAAGACAGAAUUCAUUCCUGCUAAAUACCGAGGCUCUCUGCUGCCCCUGGCCUCAAUUUUCUGGAUGGUGGGAUCGUUGCUCAUCAUCAUUCUGGGGAUGACUGUGGUGCCCACGCUGGGCUGGCGCUGGAUGAUUCGCUUCUCCGUCAUCCCCAGUGUUCUACUAAUCAUCCUCUUCCAGUUUAUCCCUGAGUCAGCGAGGUUCCAGGUCUCGGCAGGGAAUGUAGAAGGAGCUGUUGCCACUUUAAAAUGGAUCGCUAAGAUGAAUGGAGCCAGCUUGCCUGAGGGGGAACUACGGGAACCUAUAGUGACGGAGAGAGGAAAUGCUGCCACUCUGGUUAGUCGAGCUUUCAGGAUGACAUCUCUGCUGUUGUGGUAUUCAUGGUUUGUAGCGUCUUUCUCCUAUUACGGCUCUGUGCUGAGCAGCUCAGAGCUCCUGGAGAAGAACCUGCUCUGUGUGAUCGACGCCGAAGCAGAACAUGACAUCAAACACAAACAGGACGAGGGGUUGUGUUACUGCAUCCCGUUCAACAUGGCUGACUACCAGACCCUCCUCAUCAGCUGCCUGGGAGAGGUGGCAUUGAUCCCUCUGAACAUCGGCCUGUUGCACGUUGUGGGCCGAAAGUGCAGCAUGGUGAUCCUGCAGGUCCUCUCGGCCAUCUUCUUCAUGCUGGUGAAUAUCUGCACCACCAUGUUUGGUUUCACAGUGUUGCUCUUCCUGCUGCGUUCACUGGUCUCGAUGAAUUUUAAUGUGGUUUAUAUUUAUACUGCAGAGGUUUACCCUACAGCAGUGCGCUCUAUAGGAAUGGGUUUCUGUACUUCAUUCAGUCGAAUCGGUGGGAUGAUUGCACCCUUUAUAGCACAGGUGUUGAUGUCUAAGUCUGUGCUGUUAGCGUUGUCUCCGUUUGCUCUGACAUGCUGUCUGUGCGCUAUCGGGACUGUCCUGUUACCCAUCGAGACCAGAGGACGAGCAUUACUGCAAAAUGAAUAACGCACACCUGCUCAUGAAGAAACUAUGAAUAUUUCAUAACUACAGAUUUUUUUUUGUUUGUUAGUUUUUUGUAAAUUGAUUAAACUUGGAUCACAAAACCA
Messenger RNA from Pangasianodon hypophthalmus (striped catfish), 1918 nucleotides. RefSeq names its product SVOP-like (gene svopl). The transcript has 16 exons. Lineage: Eukaryota; Metazoa; Chordata; Actinopteri; Siluriformes; Pangasiidae. Gene Ontology annotation, molecular function: transmembrane transporter activity. Bases 270 to 1817 code for a protein of 515 amino acids. Gene Ontology annotation, cellular component: membrane. Gene Ontology annotation, biological process: transmembrane transport. The record is from RefSeq and is a predicted model, not a curated record.